Messenger RNA from Zophobas morio, 2510 nucleotides. RefSeq lists its product as uncharacterized. The transcript has 18 exons. Gene Ontology annotation, cellular component: cytoplasm. Gene Ontology annotation, molecular function: RNA endonuclease activity producing 5'-phosphomonoesters, hydrolytic mechanism. The annotation marks the transcript as partial. Lineage: Eukaryota; Metazoa; Arthropoda; Insecta; Coleoptera; Tenebrionidae. The record is from RefSeq and is a predicted model, not a curated record.
AUAUUAGUCUAUUGAUCUUUGACGAAUGCCACAACGCCGUCAAGGCGCACCCGUACACGAAAGUGAUGUCUCACUACUGUCAGUAUUUAAAGGAGCGCUUUCCCUUUACUUUCACGGAAGAUCGCCUUCUUCGGCCGCGCAUUCUUGGCCUCACUGCUUCUCCCAUAUCGUUUAAACUUUAUCAGAAAUUUGAUGCCGCGGCGUUGCAGGAGCAACUUUCUCUGCUGGAACACGUGUUGUGUUCUAAAAUAGUAACAAUUGACUCUGAAGAAAGUUUGAAAGAUUUUGUUGUGACUCCGGAAGAACACGUGGUUUGGUUCCCAUCAAAUUUUGCGUCUAAAAAUGAGAAGACUGCUUGGGAGGUACAGUGGCGUAACUCUGUCUCAUUGGCUGUUUGCAGUCUUGGACGGAUCGCUUUAGAUUAUUUAGGCAAUACUAGUUUGUUGACGCCAUGUGCUCUCAAGGAGCUGGAGAGAUUUCCGAUGUAUACUAAGAAAUCGCAAAAGCUAAAAGCGUUGCUUCUCCGCUAUUCGUCCAUAAAAACAACCGACAAAAUUUGCCAGGGAAACGAUGGUGCAUUAUCCACCGAUCAAGACACACCGUUUUGCGGUAUUGUAUUUGUUAAUCAGAAAAUUUGCGCUCUCGCAUUGGCCAAAAUGAUUAAAAACGAUCCUGAGUUGAGCAGUUUCUACCGGCCUGGAGUUUUGUUUGGCCUGAAAGACACAUUCCACUUAAAAUGUCAAAAUACAGAAUUCGAUGAACAAAAAAAUAUCAUAAAAAUUGAGGAAACUCCGAAUCCAGAAGCAAACGAAACUCAUAGUCCGCCUUUUUUCUUGCUCCGCUUACCGACUUUCGAUGAAAUAAAGAAACUCGCAUCUUCCGGGCCUCUUGAUAAACUCGUUACUAAACAAAAUGACACUAAAAUAAAAGUUGAAAGUGAUAAUAGUGAAGAUGAUAGCAAUACUUUCACAGAAGAGGAGAAUAGCAAUAUUAUUAACGAGCAAAAUAAUACGAAAGAUAGUGAAGAAGCCAAUACCUGUGCAGUGGACGAUCUCUUGUGCUUUAGCGUUGAAGAAUUAUUGGAGGAUGCUCAAAGUAUGAACCAGUUCUUUUCUUUAGCCCAACAGCGAAAGACAAUGGAUUUGUUUAUUAAAGGACAGGUGAAUGUUUUAGUGUCCACGUCGGUGGCUGAGGAAGGCCUCGAUGUUGGGCGUUGCAACUUCGUUGUUCUAUAUGAUAGCGCUCCCAGCUUUAAAAAAUACAUUCAAGCAAGAGGAAGAGCUCGUAGAGAAGGCGGUUCACUAUUUUUUUUUCAAGAAUAUUUUGAAGCUGAUCAAGUGCGGCCCGUUUGUCCCUUACAACAUUAUAAAAAGAUUGAAACGUGCAUUUUGCAAAAGUUGAUGUCGCAGGUCAGCCCGGCCUCCUACUUUGUUGACCACAGAGGAAGUGAGUUUACUACCAAAACCGGCAUUGUGUUACGCGCUGAGGAGGCUAUCACCUGUCUUCACCGCUACUGCGCCACAUUGAAUACCAAUACGCACACAGCAUGCUCCCCUGUUUAUCAUGUGACCAAUGCCAGAGGUUUUAAAAGUUUAGUAGACUCGAUGAGGCUAACUGGACAAAUUGAUUGGCCGGAAUGUUCACCUUCCAUCGCAUGCAACGAAGCGGUUGACACUUUUGCAAAUUCUUUCUCUAGGGGAAACUCUAAUGACCCGCCCUUCUUCUGCACUGUUCAACUGCCUGGUGAUUCGCCAGUUUCGUUUGUUAUGCCCCCUGAUAGCUAUCGCGGCUUCUCCUCUAAAAAGAGAGCCCGCCAAGAAACUGCACUGAUAGCCUGUCAGCGCUUGUAUCUUGCUGGAGCGCUCGAUGAGCAUUUGCUGCCAAUGUCCAUACAGAUCCUUAAAAAUAGCGACCUCAUGAAAUCCUCUCCCUUGAUUUCCAAUCAAAACUAUCGAGUGCAUAUCCCCAUGUUUUUACGGUUUAACAAAAAAACUUGCCCAUCAAAGCUGCGCCAAGAAGCCAUUUGUCAAGCACUGCCCCAACAAUGCAGUGCAGAAGGGCUUGUACGCACUGAAAAUAGUGAACAGAAUUGUAAUGUUGAGAACUCAGAGUUGCUAAAGGCGCCAAAGUUUCAACUGGAGCUUUUCCUUUAUGAGUUUAAUUCUAUUGGCUGGAAGGGAACGCCGGCGUCCUUAAAGUUUGCCGCGAAACAGUGUUGCAAUAAUUUGUGUUUAUUAACGCUUGGGCCCCUCAAUCAGCUUAUUGGAGGCCAUCACUUUCCUCUUAUUGGUCAGUAUGAAAAAAUUAAAAGUAACAAGCGCGGUCUACAGGAUUGUUUAAUUCAUUUUAAUUUUAUUGUUUGGUGUUCGUACAUUGGUCAAUGUAAGAAAAUACACGGUGUUGCUGCCUUAGUUUUUGCAGUAUGCGCUGAGAAUAUUGUCAGCCCCCUGCACAUGUCGUAUAACGGCGCUUUUUGGGCUCAUUAUCUUUUCAAACUGAUAAAUUAUUAG